AUGAAUAGUAUUGAUUAUGACAAAAAUAAUAAAACAAAAUUAUGUUACAGUAUAUCGAAGUCUAAAAAUAAUGAAAACUCUUGCUUUUUAAAUUCCAAUAAUAAUAAUUUAAAAAGAGAAAUUAACAAUGAAUCUUUUAAUCUGCAUUUUGAGAGUGAUGGAAAUGAAAUAAAAUCAAAAAGGAAAAAUAUAAAAAAUGAAUUAUUACUUGAAUAUGAAUUAAAUACAGAAAUUAUUAAAAAUUUUGUUGAUAUAGAUGAUAAAAACAUACCAUAUGUUAAUAUUAAUUAUAAAAACCAUAUAAACAGUAAAAAUAUUCUUCUAAUUAUAGAUUUUUUUGUUUAUAAUUUAUUUUUUCAUUUAAAAAAUAUUGGCAAAAAUAUCAAUAAUUUUUAUUUAUCUUUCAAUAAUAUUAUUUAUCCUUUUCAUUUCAAUUUUUAUAAUAAUAUUUGUGAAAAUUGUAUUUUAAAAAAUAAUAAAAAUGGCAUAUGCAAAGAAAAUAACAACACUAUUUUUACUGUGUUGAACGAAAAAAAUUAUGAACAAGCAAGAAAUAAAAAACCUAAGGAAAAUUUUGCACACAAUUUUAACAAAAGAGAUAAAGGUGAAAAUGAAUUUUUACCAAAUAUUUUAAAAGUAUGGUGCGAACGAAUAAAAUAUACAAUAAAUAUUUAUAAUAAUAAUAAAAAAAAUUAUAAAAUAAAAAAAUAUUUUUUGAAAGAUAAUGAAAUAGAUUAUUUUGAUGGCAAAUGUAUUUGUGAAAAGAAAAGUAGAUAUAGCAUAAAUGAAUGUUUAAAUGCAUUAAAAGAUAUAAUUUUUAAUAAUGAAGAAUCUAAUUCAUUUAAAAAUGUUUAUUUUUUCCCAAAAGAAAAACAUUUUUUAACUAAUAAUAAUAUAUUAAAACAUAAUAAUUCAAAAAAGGACAUAACAAAAUCACUAAAAGAAGAAAGUGACUUCUCUAAGAAUUCAUGUAAGGAAAUAAAAAUAAAUAGUGUAAAUUCUUAUUUAUCGGAACACUGUGAACAUUAUUCAAAAUUAUAUGAUGAUAACAUUACUGAUUUGUAUAUAAUUAAUUACAUAAAGUGUAAAAUCGAAGAUUAUUUUAAAAAUGUUGAAGUAAAAAAAUUCUGGGAUAUAGUAAAUGUAAAAUAUUUAACAGAAUUUGACUAUAAAAACUCAUAUAAAAAGAUGAAUGAAAAAGAAAGAAGUAAUUCCAAUAAAAUAUGCUAUGAAUCUAUUUACGAUUAUAUUCAAAUUAUAAAAAAAAAUAAAGCUAAAAAGGACAUUAAGGACAAAGAAAUAACAGAAAUUAAUAAAAGUAUUAAAAAAGAAAUGAUAAAUAGUAAUGAUAAUUUUAAAAAGGAAAGUUUAGAUAAAGAAUUCAUAUUUAAAGAUUUAUUCAAUAAUACUAUUAAAAAUUACAACGUUAAUGAAGUUCAAAUUUAUUUGAGUAGUUAUGAUAACAUAUUCUUAAAAUCAAUAACCCGUUUUUAUCUUUUGUUAAAUUUUUCAGUAGAAUUAUUAUCUAUACUUUAUGAAGAUAUAGAUUUAUAUUCCGUUCAUAUUUUUUCCUUGUAUGAAAAGAUAAAUGAAUAUACAUAUAAUGAAGAAUGUAAAAUAGGAAUGAACGUUUAUGAAAAAAAAGAAAAUAAAAGUAAUCUUAAAAAUAAUCACAGUUUUAAAAAAAAUACUAUUAGAUACAACAAUACAACAAACAAUUCUUCCAAAAAGAGUAAACUAUAUAACAAAAAUGCUAACAUGUAUUAUGUAGACAAUUCUGAUAAAAAUGAUAAAACAACUUCUAAUACAUUUUUAAAAUAUAAUAAAGCAGAUAAAUUAAAUUAUUAUAGUUAUGAUGGCAAUAAUAGUAAAAAUAUUAUAAAUGAAACUAGUUGUAUAAAUGGCAUUUAUAAAAGUUGCGAUAUAAAAUAUAGUAAUUACAAAAAUUGUAUAAAAUCAAAUUUUCCAGCAUAUAUAAUCUACAAUUAUUAUUCUUUUUCAGAAAAAAAAUUGGAUACGAUAGUAUUUGAUUUACUAAAGUUAUUAUUGAAAAGAAAAUAUGAUAAACCAACAAAUGAUAAAAAUAAUAUUUUAAACUAUUUGAAGUUAUUAAAAUAUAAAGAAAUAUUAAAAGAAAUAAGAAGUCUAAUUAAAUAUAUAAUAAAAAAAAAAAAAAAUGUAAAACCUGUUAUUAAUUAUUUAUUAGGUAUAUAUAAUAAAUAUAACGAUAAAAUAAAGGGAUUAAAUUGUAGGAAAAUUACUAAUUCAAAAUAUCUAAAUAUUCUCAAAAAAAAUUUUCUUUUAUAUUCAUUAAAUUUUUACUCAUUUGAAUUUUUUUCAAAUAAAGAUUUGUAUGCAGAUAUAAAAAAAAGUAGUCUACCAAAAAAUAAAAAAAAUAAACGGAAAUUAAAAAUUCCUGGAAAAAUUAAUAAAAAAAUUAUAAUUGAGAAAUUUAAAACUUCUCUUAAAAUUUUUGAUUUUAAUAAAAUAUGUUCAAAAAAAAUAUUUAACUAUGAAUGUAAUAGCAUUCAUAAAUCAAACAAAACAAAUAUAAAAAUAAAAAUAAAUAAAAAAUUAUUCAUUAAGAAGAAAAGAAUGAGAUAUUUAAGAAAAUUGAGAUAUUAUGUAUAUUCUUAUUUUUCAUCAAUUAAUUUAUGCUUUGAUUCAAACGAAAAAACAUAUUUCAUUUUUGAAAAUGUUGAAGAUAUUUUUCAUAAUAUAUAUAAGAAUGGUAUCUUAAAAACAUUAAAUAAAAUAAAAAUAAAAGAGAAAGUUUUAGAAAUUAUAAAAAAUAAAAACACUAUUUAUAAAAAGGUGGUAAGAAAAAUGAAAGAAAAAAACAAAACAGUAGAAAAGAAUAAAUUAAAAGACUAUGGAAAAUAUUAUAAGACCUUUGUAGAUUUAUUAAAAAUUAUUAAAGAUCAAGAUGAACACAUUUUGAAUAAUUUAUUUAAUAUGAUAGAUAAUAUUAAUGAACAAUUAAAUUUAUUUUAUACCAAUAUAUGUCAUUGUAUUCCCUUACAGAAUUCAGAAAAAAUAAAUAUAAAAAAUUUAAUGAACCAAAAGAUUGAAUUAUUAAAAGAAGAUAUUAAUUUCAAUUAUCAUUCUGAGACUAAUUUAUUUCAUUUAGAUGAAAACAGUUAUCACUAUGAUUUGGAACAGAAAAAUUUUAAUAAUAAUAUUAAAACAGAAUUUAAGGGUAGUUUAAAAAAUAUUUUUUUGAAUAAAAAUAAUAAACAAAUAAUGAAUCAAACAUAUGAAAAUUUUAAUUACUUUAGUGAAGUAAAUACUAAGAAUGAUGUGCAUAUAAAUAAUAAAACGGAUGAAAUAAAUAAUACUCAAAAUAAUAAUAAUAAUAUAAAAAAUGAAGAUUAUGAUUUACAUAUUAAUAAUAUUUUAUACAAUGAAAGUUCAAUUAAUAGCAUUCAUAAUAUGCAUAAUAAUUACGUUAAAAAAAACAGUAGCAAUUUUAGUUAUAAUAAUUUGCAUAAUCAAAAUAUUAAACCUUGCUCAUGUGAUUGUAAUUUUAUAAAUUUAGAGAAUAAAAAUUCCACCUUAUUUCACAAUAAUAAAAAUUAUUUUCACAAAAAAAAAGGCUUUAAUUCUAAUUUAUUUCCUAAUUCAAAUGAUAAAAAAUUCAAGAGGUGUGUAAAAUGCAAUUCUAUGUUAGAUAAAAAUAUAUUAGAAAAAAAAAAAAAAAUGUUUUACAAUUUUUUUAAUUUAAAAAAGUAUUAUAAAAAGAAGAAAAAAAAAAUAAAUUAUUUAACUUACGAUUUAAGUAUCUUAAAAGAGUAUUUUUAUGUAUAUUUAAAAAAAUAUUUUGAUGAUAUUAUUAUUUUAUUUGAAUAUUUUUUUUCUCAUUCUAAUAACUAUUUUUGCAUUGAUACUAAUUUAAAUAAUUCUUUUGUAAGAAAAAAUAGUGAAAAUAGUUGUAAAGUUAAAAAUGAAGAAUUAAUUUAUCAUAUUUUUGCCUUAUCAAAUUAUGAUAAUUUUAAUAAUGAUAACGAAAAUAUCCUUGAUUAUUCAGACGUAAAAAAUAGUAUUUCUAUAAAGGAUUAUAAUAAUUAUGUAUUAAUUAAGAAUUUAAAAUUGUUUGUUAAGAAUGACAUAAUACAAUUUAUUAGUAGAAGUAUUAAUUUAAUAAAUAACAAUGUAAGUUUAAAAAUAGGGAAUAUAAAAAAAGCAUUUAAUGUGAUAUUUAGACUAUUAAAAAUAUAUAAUUGUAAUAAUGAGAUAUUUAUAUUCAAAAUAUUGUUCAGUUUAAUUUUAAAGUAUGGUAAAUACUGUAAAAAAAAAAUAGUUAAAAAAAAUACUUCGAUUAAAUUAUCUGGAAAUUUGAAUGAAUAUGAAAUUGAAAAUGAUUUUUUAUAUGACAAAAAAAAAAAGAAAUUUUUUGAAAAAUUUGGUAUACAUGAUAUGAGUGUAUCUAAAGAUAUUAUUUCAUUAUUAAAAUAUAUUGUACUAUGUAAUAAGGACAAAGAAUGCACAAAUGAAGACAUUUUUGAUGGGCAUACUGAUAAUAUAAAUACGAAUAAUUCAUAUGGAAAUGGUAUAAAUAACUAUCUUUAUAAUUUAUCAAGCUAUAACGAAGAAUAUACUUUAAAAAAUAUUUUACAUAAACUAAUAAGAAAAAAAAAAAAAAUGUUACAUUAUGGAAACAAAAUAAAAAAUAAAGCAUCAAUGAGCAAUGAAGAACAAUAUUUAGAUCAUUUGUCAAAUAUAUAUGAAAUUAUUUAUCCUAAUAAUUUAAAAAAUUAUGAAAAUACUAAAUUAUUUAUUACAAUAGAGAAAAAAAGAAAAAUAAAUAGAAAAAGAAAAUUAGUAUGUGAAGAUGACUUAGUAGAAAGCAAUAUUGAUGAUAAAAACAUAAAAACUAAAAUAAAAAAAGUAAAAAAAACUGUUAUUAAAUUUAUAGAUGAUAAUAAAUAUGUAUUCCCCUAUAUAUUUAACACGUUUGAUUCUAAAUUAAGUCAUAAUUUUGAUUAUGAUAUCAUCAAUUUAAAUAGUAACUUCAAAUUUUUUCAUUAUAUAAAUAGAAAUGAAUACUCCUUUAAAAAUUCAAUUUUGAAUUAUAUAUAUGGAUAUCCUCUAUUGUACAUACAAAAAAAUGAUGAUAUAAAUAAUUCUUUUAUUAAUAAUAGUAAUUUAGAAGGCAUAUUAUCUAAUAAAAAUGAUAAAGAAAUAAAACAAAGUAAUAAUAGAAAUAAUUGUCAUGAUAUUAACUAUAAUGAUAACAACAAUAGUAGUAGUAGUGUUAAAAUAAAUCUUAACAAUAAAAUCAAUUGUUUUAAAAACUGUUCUAAAGAUAUAGAAACAUUGAAUUGCAAAAUAUCAAAGACUAAUAACAAAAUAGAUAAUGAAACUAAAUCAAAUUCUAAUAGUAUGUUUAAAAUAUAUAACAAAAAAAAUAUUAAUGGAAAUAAUGAGUCUACAGAAAUUUCUGGCAACAUUUAUGAAAAUAUAAAAAACAAAGAGAAUGAUGCAAAUAUUAAGAAACAUUUUAUCAAAGAAUUUAGAAGAAAUAAAAGAAGAGAAUUGAUAAACAUUUUUAAAAAUUUGAAUAUUUCAAACAAUAUUCCUUUAAAAUAUAUUCAUCUCUGCGUCAUUGCCGAUAUUUUUAAAUAUUUAAAUUUGCAUCAUAUCUUGAGAAGUAUUUUUAAAAAGUUAUAUGAAGAAAAGUUAAAAGAAAUUCAAGAAAAAUUUGAUUCAAAUAAUAAGCAUUAUUUACCAAAAAUAUUAAUUUUCUUUUUAUUAUAUUUUUAUUCAUUUUUAGAUAUAGUAUAUGGAAUAAGAGAUGGUAAUUUUAUUAACAUGAAUAAUAACGACAAUUACAAUAUUUUUAAUAAUUUUAAUAAUAUGAUAUUAAAAAAAAAAAAGAAAAGAAAAGAAAAUAAUGAUGCUCCUAAUGAAGCUCAAAAAAAAAGUUUUAUAUACUUAAAUAAUAAAUUUAGUAAAAAAAAUAAUUACUUAUGGAUAUUAAAAAAAAAAGAAAAAAACGAUUUAAGUUCAUAUGUUGAUAAAAUUUAUUUAACCUUAAAAAAAAAAAAAGGAAGUGGAAAAAAUAAAUUUUGUUCUAAUUUUACUACCUUUUUAAAUUAUUAUUUAGAUUACAACUUUUCUUUUUUAAAUAAUAUUAAAAACUUUGAUGAAAACAAAAAUAAAAAUUAUUUAUUUGUUUAUAAUGAUAAUAAUGAUAAUGAUAGUAUUUAUGAAAAUUCUGAGGGAAUAAUGAAUGAAUCAUUAGACAUAAAUAAUAAUGAUACUUUGCUAUAUAAAUAUUUCAAUAUAAGUAUUCAUAAUAUUAAAGAAAAUAUAAACUAUAAAAAAUCAUCACUAUAUUUAUCGAGUAUUAAUUUUUUAUAUUUUUCGCAAUAUAAUGAAAAAAACUUAACAUUUCAUAAAAAUUAUGAAUUAAUAGAAAAAAAAGAUGAAAAUGAAGUUAUAUAUAACUCAAAUGAUUCUACAAGUUUAUCGAAAAGGAUAGAGUUUAUUCAUGAUAUAUUGAGAAAAUAUUUAAAAGAAUUAUUAGAAAAAAAAAAACAUUGUAUUAUAGGGGCAUUAACAAAUUUUAAAAAUUGUAAAAAAGGAUUAGAAGAUAUAAAAUUUAUAUACCAUCUAAUAUAUUUAUUAAAUUAUGGGAACAAACAGAAUAAUUCAGAUUUUGUAUUAUAUAAGAAUUUAUAUUAUUUACUAAUAGAAAAAUUAUACAAUGAAAAGUUAAAUAAAAAUUUAGACAGUGAAAAAUUAGUUUACUUUAUUUUAAAUUUAGUUAAGAUGACAAGAAUAGUAAAAGUGAGAAGCAGUAAAAUGGAAAAAUUAUUUAAACUACUUCAAAAAUAUUCAGAAAAAUUUAGUGAUUUUCAUUUUAAUAUUUUUGAUAGAAUUUUCCUUUUCAUAUAUGAAGAUGCAAAAAUAGAAAAUAAGAUAUUUUUAAAAAGCUAUUUUAAUAAAUAUUUUAAUGAUACAAAAAUUAUUUUACAUAUAUUUGAUCACAUUUUGAAUUCUUCAAAAUAUAGAAAAAAAUUAUUAUUACAAAAAGAUAAAAAUGAAGAAAUCGAAGAUAUUGAUAUUAAUAACAGUAAUUCCUAUUCAUCAAUUACACAAAAAAGGAAUAUUUCAAGUGAGCGCAAAUGUAAUUUAAAAAUCGCUGCUAAUAAGAAUAAUAAGAAUUAUAAUUACAAUUAUAAUAAAAUUACUAAGUAUGAAAAUCCAUUUUCAUUAGGUAACUUCUUUCGAAUAAAUAAUAAAAGCAAAGAAACGAAUUUAAAAAAAGAGAGAUCUUCAAAUAUAAAUCAAGAAGCUAUUAAAAAUAUAUUUCUAAAAUAUAAAAAUAUAUAUUCUAGUGACAGUAACUCUAGUGAUAAUAACUUAUUUAAGAUUAAACAUAUAAGAAAUGUGAACUAUAUGAGAUAUGUAAAUGAAAGAGUGAAAUACAUUUAUAAUAAAAUUAAUAAGAAUAAAUGGAAUAAAAAUAAAAUAAAUGAUAAAUAUGAAGAAAAUAAAAAAAUGUAUAGUAAAAGAAAUAAAAUCACGGAAAAAAAUACUUUUAUUAAUAGCAAAAAUUACCAUAGUAAUAACAAUAUCAUAAAUGAUCAUAAUAAUAAAAAUCAGAAUAUCAAUUAUAAUACAAGUUUAUUUUAUGAAUAUGAUAAUAAUAAUAAUAAUAAUAAUAUUAGUACACAUUAUAGUUAUGAUAAAAGGAAGGAAAGAAAAUCUUCAAAAUUUUUAAACGAUGAAAUAGGAAAUAACCCAGUAAAUAAAAUAAAAAAUUUGCCUAAUUAUAAUUUUAUUAAUGAAAAUGAAAAAAUAAAAUUGAAAAUUCCAAAUAAGAAAAUAAAAUAUUAUAAUUUGAACAUAAAAAAACACAUAGAAGAUUAUAGUUCUGAUGAGUUUUUUGAUUUUGUAAAUAUACAUAUGUAUUUUGAAAAAAAUAUGAAAAAAAAGAAUGAUAAAAAAAAUAAUACAAAUUUCAAUAAAAUUUAUUUUGAUGAUAAUAGUAGUGCCAGUUAUUAUAAUUCUAGCUCAAAUGAUGAUUACAACAAAGAUAAUAAUAAAAAGAAAAUUUUUUUUUAUAUAAAUGAUACUAAUACUAUGAAUUGUGAUAAAUUCUUUUCUCUUUUAAGUAAUAGUGAUAUAAAAAAUUUUAAAAAAAAUGAAGAUGAUAAUUAUGAUGAAAAAAAUGAAAUUGAUCUUUUAUAUAGUACUCAAAGUGGAGAAUUGGAUAAUAAUAGUAAUAAUAAAAAUUAUAAAAAUCUCGUUAAUUUUAAUUACGAUAAUUCAUUUUGUUUUAUAAAAUAUAAGCCUUAUCUUCAGUUUAAUAAUAAAAGCAACAUAGAGAAAAAAAAACAAAGAGAAAAAGAAAAAAAUAAAAUAAAUAAGAGAGAAAUAAUGUGCAUACCUUUAUAUAUUAGUAUUGUUGGUGGUAUAGAUGUAUUUUUGCAUAAAUUUAAUAGUUAUAUUUGUGAUACUUAUAUGAAUCCAUAUUUUUAUAUAAAUACAUUCUAUUUUGAGAAAUAUAUUAGAAAAAAAUACAAAAAAUAUAAGAAUUAUGAUAAUUAUUUAAUAUAUGAUUAUUAUUAUUACAAUUACAUAUUUUGCAAUAAAUUCAGCAGUUAUUAUAGUUAUAAAGCAAUAAAAAAUAAAAAAAUAAGAGCUAAUACCUAUAUUAAAUUUUUUAAUUGCAAUAUUGAUACUAUGUUAAAUAACAAUGCUAGUUCAAAUAAAGAAAAUAUUGAUUUAAAUGAAAAUGAGAAAAUAAAGGAGGAUAAUUAUUUAAUCUUAAAUGGGAAUAUUCCCUCUGAAAAAAAUUGUUCAAAUGGACUUGUGAAAGAUAAUAAAAAAGUUAAUAAUAUAAAAUUCGAUGAAGUAAUUAUAAAAAAGGAAGGAGAAAAUUCAACUGUUCAGAAUAUAAAAAAAAAAAAAGAAAUAGAAAAAAAUAAAUUUAAUAUUGCUGAUAAUUCAAAAAAUAAUUUUGACAAAAGCAUUAAUGUAGAUUUAUAUAAUUAUGAAAAAAAGACAAGUAGUGAAAAUAAUAAAAAAUGUAUGACUAUCAAUGAUUUGAAAAAAGGAUUUGAUCAUAUAAAUACUUAUAAAAGUCAUAGUAAUUUUUUUUCUGAAGAAUACGAAGAUAAUUUUUUUUAUACUGAUAAUAAUUUGACAUCAGAUGAUGAUGAAUACAGAAAAAGUAAAAAAGAUAUAAAUGAUAUUUAUAUAUUAAAAAGAGAUUUAUUUAUUAUUGAUUAUCUACAUAAUUAUUUCAACUUUUCUAUACUUACAAGAAUGAAAAAUAUUAUUGAAGAUAUGCUUCAUAAUUAUAAUUUAAAUUUACCUUAUAUAAAUAAAUAUAUAAAAAUAAAUGAUACAGAAGAAAUGUGGAUGUAUGAUGAAAGCAUUAAAAAUGAGAAAAAUAAAAAAGAAAACAAAAGUUUGAUUAAUAAAGAAGGAAAUGAAAAUUCACAUCAUAUAUAUUCUAAAAGCUCUAUUUUUAUAGAAAAGGAAAUUUCUAUGAAAAUAUCAAAAGAUGUAAUACAUGAAGAAGAUGAAAAAAGAAAAAAGAAAAAUGCCAAUAAAAACUACGAAGAAAAUGAAUUAGAGCUAUAUGAUGAUAAUUUUAAUUUAUCCAAGAAAGAUAGUAGUAAGAAUAUAUUUUAUAAUUCAUUAAUAAAAGAAGAAUUUAUAAGUAAAAAAAUUCAAAUAUCGAUUACAGUUUUAAAUUUGGAAUACUGGAAACUGGAAAAUUUAAAAGAGGAUGAUCAAAUUGUAAAGAAUUUGAUACCUGAUUCAGUACAAAUGUAUUUUGACUCAAUUAAUGAUAUAUAUCAAAAAAAAAAUGGAGAUAAAUAUCUAAUUUUUAUAUAUGAUUUAUGCUAUAUAGAUUUAAACAUUAAUGAUCUUAUUUACACAGUUAAAUUAUCUGAAGGUCUAUUAUUUUUAUUUUUAAGUAACCUAGAAAAUCAUACAAUUGAUAUUUAUAAGAAUAAUUUAUUUUAUAAUGAUAUGAAAACUAACAGUAAUAUAUACAAUUAUGAUUAUAUGUUUAUUUCAUCAAAUUAUAAACAUAAGGAUAAUAAGACGGUUCAUAUGAUUGUCAACGAUAACAUAAUUUUAUAUGAUUUUCACAUAAUUAAAAGUUCGAAAAAUUUAUUUAAUGUUAAGAAAAAAAAAUAUAUUAAAAAAGAACCAUUCGAAGAAAUAAUAAAGAAGGAAAGAGAAAGACAAGAAGAAGAAAAAAAAAACAAUAAUGUUAUUAAUUGCAACAAUAAAAUUAUAUUUGACAAUAAAAAAGGCAAUAAUGCUGUAUUAAAAUAUGAAUCAAAAACAGAAGAAAGGAAUUCAAAAAAAGAAGGAAUAAAUAACCCAAAAAUUGAACAUUAUUUAGUAAAAUUCACAAAUCAUAAUACGAAUAAUGAAAAUAAUAAUAGUAUUAAAAAUAAUGAAAUAGAAAAGAAACACAAUUUGGCAGGAGUUCAAAAUAUGGUAUUAAAAAAAAAUGAAUACUUGAAUGAAGAUUUUAAAAAAGAGAAAAGUUUUUAUGAUAUGAGUAAAAAUACUUUCAGUAAUACUAAUCAGAAUAAUAUAAACACAUUAAAUAAACAAAUAUCAAAAGAGAACUUUUAUUAUAAAUUGAAUUUUUUAAAAGAAAUUGAAGAAAAAGAAAUUGAAAAAAUAGCGAAUAAUAAAAAUAUUAAUGAUAUAUAUGUAAAGUUGUUUUUUACUGAAGAAUAUUUAAUUCAAAAAACAAAUAUUUCAGAAAAAUUCAUAAAAGAAGCUUUAAAGAAAUUAACUCGUAAAAAAUUUUUACAGAAAAGCACACUUAAAAUUAUGAAUAAAAAAAAUAAUAAAACAAUGCAAUUUAACGUCUAUUCUAUUGCAAAUUUUGAUAAUCUUGAUGAUGAUGAAAAUAAGAAUAAAAACGAAAAAAUGAAUAAAUCUACUCCUUUUUUUAAAUCAGAAAAUGAGUUUGCAAAUAAAAUUUCCAUUUCAUCAAAAAACAGUCAAGGUAAUUUUCUUUCAGAGAAAAAACAAAAAUUAAAUAAAAAUAGUAUAGUUAUUAAUUAUAGUAAUAGUAAUAAAAAACAUGUAUUAAGUGAAAAUCACGCUACAGAUGUAUAUAAGAACAAUGUUCAACCUAAUAUUAUUAAUGAACAAAGAUACAUGUAUAAUAAUGAAUUUAAUUCACAAAAAAAAGAGAAAGGAAAUAACGAACUUCAUAUUAAUAGCUUAAUAAGUAAUAGUAUACAUGGUUUUAUCAGUAGUACUCUAUAUGAUAAUAGUAAAAAUAGUAAUAGUAAUAAAAAAAAUAACAGUAGUAGUAAUGAUCAUAAUAAUAAUAAUGAUAGUAAUUAUAAUAAUAAUUAUUAUUAUAUUGAUGAUGAUAAUAAUAAUAAUAAUAGUAAAGAUUAUAAUAACAAUAAUAAUAAUAAUAAUAAUAAUAGUAAAGAUUAUAAUAAUAAUAAUAAUAAUAAUAGUAAUAAUAAUAAUAGUAAAGAUUAUAAUAAUAAUAAUAAGGAUUAUAAUAAUAAUAUCAUUAAUGAUAAUAAUAAUAAUAAUAAUAGUAAGGAUUAUAAUAAUAAUGAUUAUAAUAAUAAUAACGAUAACAGUAGUCAUAACAGUUAUUUAAAUUAUUCUAAUCGUUUAAUUGGCAAUAGUAUGACAGAUAAUGUUGAAAAAAAUAAAUAUGAAAAAAAAAAAAUUAAUAGAGUAUCUAAAAAGAACAAACGAAUUAAUAAAAGUGUAAAUGAAAAAGUGAAUGCAAAUAAUUUAUUAUUAUAUAUUAAUAAUACAAAUAUUAAUCAAAAUAAUGCAAAUAAAGAUUCAUUAGUAAAUGAAGAUGAAAAAUUAAAUGAGAAAAAUAUCAAUUUAAACUUUAGUAGUAAUAUUAAUGAACCAGUUGAUUAUUUCCUGGAUACGGUUGUAACUGAAAGCGAUGAAGAAAAGGAAAUUAAAAGAAGGAGAACAUUUGAUAAUUUAAAUUUAGAAGAAUCCUAUGAAUUUUAUGAAAAAGAGAUUUUAAGAAUAACAACAGAAAGAAUGAACAAAAUGAAAUCUGAACCAGGAAAAAAUACAUCCACUCCUUUAUUUUUAAUUUUAAAUAGUUUAAAUAAAAUACUAGUAGAAAAAAAAUUAAAAAAGGUUACACAACAAAAUGUCUUAGCAAUUUUAAACAUUAUGUUAAAAAAAAAUAAAAUUACGAGAAUUGGAGGUAAUUGGCAACCAACCUAA
This is a messenger RNA of Plasmodium relictum, 12222 nucleotides long. Its product is annotated as conserved Plasmodium protein, unknown function. The transcript is spliced from 2 exons. The record is from RefSeq and is a predicted model, not a curated record. Lineage: Eukaryota; Apicomplexa; Aconoidasida; Haemosporida; Plasmodiidae. The coding region runs from base 1 to 12222 and encodes 4073 amino acids.